UUUCAGUGAAUUCGUUGGUUGGUGUUACAGCGGUAUUAGUUAGUGUUGGCUGCAUAGAAGCAGAUUGACUAGUGCAGUACUAUCUGUCUCCCAUACGCAGCGAUCGUGCUGCGUAGUGUGCGAGAAGUACUGCUUGCCGUAUGUGACAACGUGUGUGUAGUAUUUGCACCUUUUUAAAAAUGCUACGCGCGGCUCCUUUGUGGCGAGCUGUUGGAACUUCACUGUCAAACUGUACCCACCUAUAUAGUAGUCGCACACUCACACAAGGUGAUAAGAAGAUUGAAGUAGACUUAAAAUUUGAAGAUGGACAGGAAGCUUACAAAUCGAAAACUACAGGAGAACUUAUACGAGCCUACCUGGUACUUAAACUAUCAUCGAUGGAUUUCAUUUGUCGCCACAACGAACAGUUAAUGGUUCUUGGCCAGAAGAUCCUUGGAAAAUCGUUGUUCCGUAUUGUGAUGCGAAAAACCUUCUACGGACAUUUUGUAGGAGGGGAGUCGGAGGAAGCUAUUAAACCAAUGGUCGAGCGACUUAAAAGCUUCGGGGUGAAGAGCAUUCUCGAUUAUAGUGCAGAGGAAGACCUGAGUAAGGAAAAGGCGACAAACUUAGAGAUGGCGUCUCUCACAUCUGCGGCCGGAUACUACUCGUCGGGCUCCUCGUCGCCUCUACGAGCUCCAGUUUCUGUACUCCAAGAUACCCCAAAUUCCGAGGGCAGUCCUUUAGGAGGUAAAUUAGCCCAGUUUCAGCCGCAGCAGAAAUUCGCCGAUCGACGCAGCCAUCAUGUCACUGCUAGAACCUACUUCUACCUGAAUGAAGCACAAUGUGAAAAGAAUACGACAAUUUUUCUUAAGUCUGUCGACGCAGUUGCAGGAACGGGUGGAACCGGACUUGCCGCCAUUAAGCUUACGGCGCUUGGACGACCUCAACUUCUGAUGCAACUGUCAGAGGUUAUCGUUUAUACUCGUAAGUUAUUCCGUAAGCUGACUGGAAAGGCAAAAACGAUGGUUCUUGAGGAAGUCUCUCCGCAGCAAAUCGAGCAACAAUUAAGAAUUGACAAGGACCAGGAAGAGUACCGAAAAUGGCUUGACCGAAUGGAUUACGAUAAAAAGGGGUUGAUGAAUAUCUUCUCGUGGAGUGGUCUGGUGGACACAAAUUGCAUGAUCUCAGACCUUUUCAAGGUACCUAACCUUCAGACCGGGAAAAUGGAACCCAUUUUCUCGGCACUCACAAAGGAAGAGGAAGAAAUGUUCAGGAACAUGAUGCGACGCGUACAUACGAUUACCGAGCAUGCUCAGGCAGCCGGUGUUCGUGUAAUGGUUGAUGCGGAACAGACCUAUUUCCAGCCGGCUAUCUCACGGCUUACAGUUGAGCUAAUGCGAAAGUACAACAAAGAAAAACCCAUCGUCUUCAAUACUUAUCAGUGCUACCUCAAGGAGGCAUUUGAGUACGUUCAGCGCGAUAUUGAAUUAUCAAAAAGACAAAAUUUCUGCUUUUCUGCAAAGAUUGUUCGAGGUGCAUACAUGGAACAGGAAAGACUUCGUGCGGUAACAGUCGGCUAUGAAGAUCCUAUCAACGAGUCGUAUGAAGCCACUAACGAAAUGUAUCAUAAGGUACUAGAUUUAAUUUUAAGUGAGAUUGUGGCGUCUAAGAAGAAUGGCAAAAUCUCUGUAAUGUGCGCGACGCACAAUGAGAAUACAAUUCGCUACGCCGUCCAGCGGAUGAAGGAGCUUGGCAUCGGACGUGGUGAACGGCUUGUUUGUUUCGGGCAACUUCUGGGAAUGUGCGAUCAAGUCAGCUUUCCACUUGGACAAGCUGGGUAUUCAGUUUACAAGUACGUGCCCUACGGGCCAAUCGACGAGGUAAUGCCAUAUCUGUCUCGACGGGCUGUUGAGAACAAUUCCUUAUUGAAGAAAGUGUCGAAAGAGUUAGACAUGCUAAGCCAUGAGAUUAGACGCAGGAUACUUAAGGGUCAAUGGUUUUACCGGCCACGAGGUGAAAUUGUUUUGUAAGCGCUCUUAUCAUAUCCUGUGUCCAAUAAAUUUACCCCACAAAUCUAGGAAAAUAAACAACAAUGUGCUGCGUAAAUUACGCUUCCUGACAUAAGACAGCCCAGAUUCCAGGAGGCACAGGACCGCACUACAAACUAUCAAUAAGUCUACGGGCCGCUAAUACACAAGCUCACGUUUGAGGUAACGCACUCAAGAAAAACUAAAUUGCUGUAUACGCUAAGACACUAUUUCGGUUGUUACUUAUCAACAAAUACUAAACUUGUACUCCGUCGUGCAGUAAACGGUAAACUUGUUUACGUAUCUUUAUGACAAAAUUUUGUAGGCUCGAUAAUGGUCAACCAUUUGUCUUCAUUACUAACAUUCUUGUAUAGACAAUUCAAACUAAAUUUGUAACCGCUAAUUUCUUGAUUGUGAGGUCUUAAACGUGGCAAGCAGUGUGCUGAAACGAUGAUGGUAUUAUUUUUAUUUAUGGUAUUUUAUUAUGGUGUUUUACGGUGUAUAGUAUUUUAACAGGAGUCGUUCCAAAUUAAUAUUGAUUUCAACCUUUUUCAAGUCUGGAGCCUAAUGAUUUAUUAUUUAAGCUAAUAUACAAUUACCAUAUGGUGACGUUCUCAUUAUAUAGGCAGUAGAUUGUUAUUCUGACAUUGCAGAUAGAACCAGACACUUAUUUUGUUUUUUUGACAAAGCGCUUGCGCUCUUAGGAAUAGAUUUGAUGAUACUGUUUCAUUGUUGAAAAUAUGAAAUAAUAACUGGAAUGUAUUGAAGCGCAGCAAUGUGUAAACACAAACGUUAGGAAUUUAACCAAUUACAAUAGAACGACAAAAGGUACAGCGUCUGGGGAUGUAAUUGUGGUCGAAUGGCAUGGUAAUUUUUAUCGGGGGCAUUGCACAACAUGUAGCGAUCCUCCGUUUAUGCAAUCAGGGCCUCAUGACCGCUAGUACUAAAAUUUGUAAUUGAACUUAAGACCGCUUAAACUUAAGGUGCCGAUGAGAAUUAAUAAAGGUUCGGGAAGAACACGUUCGGGUUGCUGAUAUGAGCUAGACGGGCCGGGCCUUGUGUCCAUGUGCUGCUAUUUCAAUUCCGCUGACGACAGUAACUGAUCGAUAAGCGACUAAUGCCACCGUUGUUUUAAGUGUAAGCUACGAGUCUUUCAGGAUGGCGUUAAAAUGGCUCACUUGAUAUAUAAGACAAAUACAGAUGCAGAUGAUAAGUGUCUUACUGAAAAUGAUACUGCGUGUAUGGCUUUAACAGCCUGUUAUAAGAUCUACAAUCAUCAUAUCACUAAUAGAGCUCGGAUGACGUGGCACAACUGCCGUAGUGACUAUAUUUUGCGAUCAGUACGUUCCUGCUGCUAAAAGGCAGCAAUACGUGAUUGUGGUAUUGCUAUAUUAUAACGGUAUGAUUUGUUGUGUUACUUCCAACCAACAAGUUCCUAUUUAGUUUCAUAGGGAGUUUACAGAUUGGUCGAUAGAACUGAAGUCCUCAUGAUGUACGAGACUUUACCUAAAUUCAUAAUUGACAGACUUUUUCCCUAAAUCCGUUUUUGGUCUCAUUAGCGUAUUCUAAUCAUACAUACAUAUCAAAGCGAGACGGAGCCGGCGAAUGAAAGUACCAAUGACUGCUAUGGUAUAUGACUCGGUUAGUCGUUGAAAAAAUCAAUAAAUAUACUGAUAUAUAAUGUUA
This is a messenger RNA of Varroa destructor (honeybee mite), 3692 nucleotides long. RefSeq names its product proline dehydrogenase slgA (gene slgA). The record is from RefSeq and is a predicted model, not a curated record. NCBI's taxonomy places the organism in Eukaryota, Metazoa, Arthropoda, Arachnida, Mesostigmata, Varroidae. Gene Ontology annotation, cellular component: mitochondrion. Gene Ontology annotation, molecular function: FAD binding; proline dehydrogenase activity.